CGAUAAUCCGACGCCUAGGCCUCUCCAACCACUUUCCACAUAAUCAACAACUCGAACAACAUGUCCUCUCACUCUGCAGCUAUGUCGCUCUUGACGAAAGGUGCCGCCACUUCGACGUUGUACAAAACAUUUGCUAUUGCCGGUGUGGGUAACGUUGGAAAAUUCAUCGCCGAGGAAUUCCUCGAGCGGAAGGCUGCUGGCGAUGCCACCCAGGUCGUCAUUCUCACACGGAAGGAAGCCGACAAUAGCGCGCUCGCGGAGCUCGCCUCCCGUGGCGCAACCAUCAAGGAAGUCGACUACGACUCCGUCGACUCCAUCGCUGCCGCCCUCUCAUCCAUCGACGUCGUCAUCUGCACAUUCGGCUAUGCCGCAGUCUUCCAACCACAAUUCAACCUCGCUGCUGCCUCUAAGAAGGCUGGUGCGAAGCUCUACGUCCCUUCUCAGUUCGGUCUCCCAGGGCGUGCCGGUAUUCCCUCUGAUGACGACCUCAAAACCCAUCUCAACGGUGUUCCUGUCUCUAACUUCCUCGUCGGCACCAUCGCUGAUAUCUUGGUGAAAUAUGCGGAUUACGGAGGCCUCGUCCUUGAAAAAGGAGAAGUAAUCAUUCCGGGAGACGGGACUGCUCGUAUCUCGUUCACCGACCGCCGUGACGUUGCUCGUUACGUUGGCUAUGUUCUUACUAAACUCCCACCCUCCAAACUGCGCGGCCGCGACUUCCAUAUCGAGGGUCAACGAGUGGCUCUCAACGAUGUCAUCAAAGAGUACCAAGAACGGUCCGGAAAGACCUUGAAGGUCACAUACAUCCCCGUCGAAGAGCUCCAGAGCAACAUCGAGAAGAACGCCAUGGACAUCCUCAGCGUGAUCAGGUUGUUGUGGGCAUCGGGCAAGGGUGUUGUCGGGGAGGAGAAGGAGGUCGAUAAUGGUCUCUUCAAGGAGUGGAACCCGAAGAGCGUUGUCGACAUCGCUUUGUCAUGAGUUUAAGCUCUCGGGUUGGUGAAGUCGAUGAGCAUGCUCUAUAAAUUGUACCUAUGAUUCUUUCUGUAUUGUCGUGUUUUGGAAUCUGAAGCAGUCACUCCAUUGGAAUACUCCCACUACACAGGCAGCCG
Stereum hirsutum FP-91666 SS1 is the source of this 1106-nucleotide messenger RNA. RefSeq names its product NAD-P-binding protein. The record is from RefSeq and is a predicted model, not a curated record. The transcript is spliced from 4 exons. NCBI's taxonomy places the organism in Eukaryota, Fungi, Basidiomycota, Agaricomycetes, Russulales, Stereaceae. The coding region runs from base 61 to 975 and encodes 304 amino acids.